This is a messenger RNA of Erpetoichthys calabaricus (reedfish), 1874 nucleotides long. RefSeq names its product TIP41, TOR signaling pathway regulator-like (S. cerevisiae) (gene tiprl). The transcript has 8 exons. Gene Ontology annotation, cellular component: cytosol. The coding region runs from base 181 to 1005 and encodes 274 amino acids. NCBI's taxonomy places the organism in Eukaryota, Metazoa, Chordata, Cladistia, Polypteriformes, Polypteridae. The record is from RefSeq and is a predicted model, not a curated record. Gene Ontology annotation, biological process: TOR signaling.
AUUUUAACCCAAAAGCUGCUCUUUGGUUGAAAUAUGUAGAAACAAUGCACACUAACUUUUACAUAUUUUAGAAUAUUGAACCAGCACCGCGAUAACAGCGGAACCCAAUUUCGUUCAUAUAGUUUUAGGGCUUGUCGGACAGAAUUUGUAGGCGUACUGGUGGUACAUUUGCCAGUUAUAAUGGCACAUGGAUUUAAAAGCAGCAAUCAAAAUUUCAUAUUUGGGCCAUGGACGGUUAAGGCUGUGAAAACGCAUAUAAUGAAAUCUAAAGACAUUGAAAGAUUAGCAGAUGAAAUGCAAAUGCCUUCACUUCCAGAAAUGCUCUUUGGUGAUAAUGUCUUAAGAGUACAGCACAAAAAUAGCUUUGGAAUUGAAUUUAACGCUAAAGAUGCCCUGCAAUGUGUGAACAACUUGCAGGAUUCAGUGAAAGUGGCCUGCGCGCAGGAAUGGCAAGAAAGUAGAUCAGAUUGUGAACACUCAAAAGAGGUGGUUAAACGGUAUGACUGGACGUUUACAACAGACUACAAAGGCACUUUGCUUGGAGACGAAUUAAAGUUGAAGGUUAUGCCUACAUCUGACAGAAUUGAUAUGGAGAAAUUAAAAACCAGAGAACAAAUUGUUUUCUUUGAAGAAGUUUUAUUGUUUGAAGAUGAGCUGCAUGACCAUGGAGUCUCUAUGCUUAACGUAAAAAUUAGAGUAAUGCCAUCUAGCUUCUUCAUAUUAAUGAGAUUUUUUCUGCGUGUUGAUGGUGUCCUUAUUAGAAUGAAUGACACAAGACUCUACCAUGAGGCUGACAAAAAUUACAUGCUACGUGAAUUCAGUUGUCGAGAAAAUAGAAUGUCAAACUUUCAGCACAUCCCUCCUGCAAUUUAUACAGACCCAAAUGAAAUCUGUCAAUAUUUACCUCUAAAUCUUCUGCAGUGUGAAAAACUGGAAUUUCCAGAAAACAUGUCAGAAUCACAAAUCACAGAAACUCCCCAAACAACAGAACCUGAGCAAACUUGAAUUGGGAUAUAACAAUGUUUUUUACCCUUCUGCAAUGUGUUUCAAAUAUUUUAUGCACAUACUGUUACAUCUAUGUGUAUUUAUAUUCAUAAAAUGUCCUUCCAAUAUAUAAAUGUAAACAUUUCACAAUUUGGGGAACUUUGAAUGUGUUUUCUUAAAUUGGAUGGCUUCAUCUUUUAUGGAUAAAUAGUCUGCAAUUAGAAGAAAAUCGACUGUUCUCUGUGUUGUAAAAAUUAGAACUCUUCCGUUAUUUUUUUAAUUUACAACAUGAUAACUUGAAAUUAUGCAUUUGACUAAAUCAAAUAUAGUUCUUAUUGAGGUUGUACUACUUAACUCAAUGGGAUUAACUAAUUGAAUUUAUUUAACAAGUACAGUUUUUAAUCCAUUAAUUUUAAAGUGAGCCAAACACUUUAGGUAAUGAUAAAAAAAAUUGUGAUUUUUAACAUUAUUUUUGCAAGAACCAUCAGUACUACUUUUUCUAAUGUAUGUUUUAUUUUCACUUUAUAUACAAUAGAUACAGUACAGUUUUUCUUAAACUGUUUCAUUAAACAUAAUUAACCCCAAAGCUUUAAAGCUAAUUCUAAUGACUUAAGCAGUGACUGAAUACUGUAUGUGCCACAGAGGUACCCCCAAACGCCUGAUGUUUGAUGUUCUAUAUCCUUGUGACAUAUUUAAAUCAAACUUUACAAUGUUGACUAAAGUGAGUUACAUCAUUAAAUGUGGUCAUCAGUAUACAGUAUUUUAAUUGCAACAAUUGGUGUGUUUUUUCCUAUGCUCAGAUUGUGAAAAUUUAUUGCUAAUUCAAUAGAGAAGUCUCAGCAUUUCAAACACAUUGCAGUACAAGAAAUAAACAUUUACAAUAAAGAUGA